Messenger RNA from Fomitopsis serialis, 2782 nucleotides. RefSeq lists its product as uncharacterized. The record is from RefSeq and is a predicted model, not a curated record. Bases 1 to 2493 code for a protein of 830 amino acids. The transcript is spliced from 6 exons. Lineage: Eukaryota; Fungi; Basidiomycota; Agaricomycetes; Polyporales; Fomitopsidaceae.
AUGGGUGGCAGCCGCGGAGGCUUCAAUCCCGGGCGUGGUGGCAACAAUCAGGGUGGUCGCGGUCGUGACAAUCGUCGAGGUGGGUCGUUCAACGGUGGUGGUAGCUUCCACCAGCAAGGCCACCAGCAAGGCUAUCAGCAGCAACCGCACCACCACCAACAGCAGCAGCAGCAUCAUCACCAACACCACCAGAACAGCUACUCAAACAACGGUAGCUUUCGCGGCCGCAAUCAAGGCUUCACGCACUCUACGCGUGGAGCUAGGCAUGAUGCUCAUGCAACUCACGGUAGAGACAACGCGAGCGUAACCUCUACCGGAUUUUCAUCUGGUAAGAAGGAGGAGAAUCGACGCACGCUGACCGAUUUUAAGGUCGUCGGGCUCGAGAUAUCCGAGCUUUCUUGGAGUUGGAGUGUCGCAAAGUCUGAUGCUGCCGAUGCACCAGUCAAGACGGAGGACGUCCCGAUUUCUAUUUCGUCUACUGCAGGUGCGGGUGCUCAAAGCACGGGCGAUUCUCCUGUCAAGACAGAGCCUGUAGCUGCCACGCCCGACGCGCCUGCUACAGGUGCAGCGUCAGGGUCGGGAGAUGUCUCCGGCCCUAGCCAGGCCUCUGCCAUUAAGUCGGAGCCGACGGCCAUAUUGCCUCCUCCGCCGUCGCGGGUUCGCAUUUACUUCCACACACCUGUGACUGCUGACGAUUCGCAUCUCAUCUCUUCUAACGCUCCGUACGCCCAACCCUCCACUUCUCGGAAGGGCAAGCGUAAAAAGCUGGAGGAUGAUGACGGGGAUCUCGAGGAUGGUCGUGGUCCUCCCCCGCCGGCGCCGCAUUCGUCUGAGAUGGGACACGAGCACGACGUUGCUAGUGUGGAUGGGACUGAAACGGCGUUCGGCCGCGAUAGCGUCGCGCCGAGUGUCGAGGAAACAGCCAGCGAGGGCGACUGGCUCAUGGCUGCCAUUGGCGGCGAAGAAGGGGAGGGCGAGGGCAGGGCCAUGAAAAUGGCGACGAACGCGGAGGGCGAAUAUGACAAUUCUGGCUAUGAUGACGUCCAAGGAGAGGGUCAUGACGAGUAUCACAUGGGCGGCGACGAGGGUGCUCACGACUCAGGCGAACAGCAGCAUGAUGAUCAUGCGCCGUCUGCCGAGCAGGGCGGUAUGUCCGUCGACUCACAAGCUGCACCUGGCCCAGAUAAUGCGGUGCCCAGCGGCCCUAACGCUUCUUCAGAGGCCGGAGACCCGUCUGGCAAUGCUGUCAAUGGUUCUGCACCCGCACCGUCAUCUGCGUCUCCUGGCAUUCCUGCUUCCGCGGAUUCUGCAUCCAUGUCUUCUGCUAUCGGUCCCACUAACACUUCUCCCAACGGUGAUGCUCAGGCUGGAGUUGCGCCAUUGCAAGCUACGAAUUCUCUCAUCUCUACCGUGCCCGAUACAGACGCACAGGGCCAAAAUUUGGAGCGCGAAGCCACUGCGCCCGGUUCGCCUUCCAUGGAUCAAACGCAGCCCACGGACGACGCUCCGUAUCAGGGCGACGAAUCCUCGUUCUCCAACGCGGGCCCGUACGCUCCCGAUCCGUCUAGCUCGCAAGCCAGCAAGGCUGGCCGUGUCGCGUCUGCGAACCGUCUCUCCGCUGCAUACGCUGGGGGCACGCGUAGAAUGGUGAUUGACGCUGAGAUCGUCGACUCGUUGAAAGUAUUCCGAGCCGAGGCUCGUAUAGAGGCGUGCAUCAACGUCGAAAGAGAUGAUGCUGGGGGAUACAAGGGUAUCAUGAUGGAAGCCUACUCUGAGUCGGUCGCAUCAUACCUGCCCCUCGAGAUGUCGGAAGAUGUUGAAGCUGAUCCGACGGUGCCGCCGUUCUCAAAGGCCGCGCUUCCGACCAAGGUGACGCUGAUCGUGCACCUCGAUCGACAACGCCCGCUGUCAGAGCCGCGCUGGGUAAAGUCCGGCGACGUCCACGAGUGGCUGAAGAGCAUGUUCGGCCGCAUGUUCUGGGUAGCCGGCGACGCAGCUGAAGGCUGGGAGAAGAAGAUCCAGGUCGUCGACCCCGACCCCGCCCCGACGAUCUGGACCGUGCUCGAGACGUGGGCGCAGAACUCGAACAUCGGCCAGCAGACGGAGCGGCAGCGCUUCCUGCGCACGCACAUGACGGAGACGGACAACAUCCUCGAGAUCCUGCUGCGGCUCGUGCGCGGCGAGCGGUCCGGGACGGGCUUCCAGCAGGCGACGCCCGCGGUGGCGUCGCCGAACCUCGUUGGGCCGCUGCUCACCGCGCUCUCGCCGGGCGCGGCGCACGGCGCGCAACAGACGCACGUCUCGCUCGCGGUGCUGGCGGUCUUCCGGCUCGCGGUGGAGUACGCGAAGCGCGUGUCGCCCGAGAACGGGAAGCACGAGGUGGAGGAGCGCGUCGGCGAGAUCAUACGCUCGCUGCCGUCGCACCUGCUGUACAAGAGCCUGGACGGGAUCUUCAAGGAGUGGAAGGCGGACAAGAAGGGCGGGAAGGCGUAGCCUCGGGUGUCGCGAGCGGUCUGUUUGGCUGGUCGGCGGGGUUUCGUUCUUGGACUCGCCGUUUACUGUAGUGACCCGUUUUCGUUCCGUCUCUUCGCCAGUGCUGCGUUCGGACACUUCGUUGCCUCCCUUUCGUCUUUCGUGCCCCCGUAUGCUCUCUGAGUGUGGCAAACCUGUUCGCGCUCCGCUGACGUUUCUGUAUGACCUGAAUGUAACCAGUACGCACGUCCGUCCCUAAUGAUUUCCUCUCGAACUCGUCUUCGCGGAUGCGCAUCGUUCGCUCUCGGUC